CACGUGAUGUCUACUUCCUCGAUAUUCCCACUUGCAAUGACGUAAUUGUUGGAGCUAGACGACCUUCAGAGCUGAUCUCUAAGAGACUGACUUAGCACUAGAUUAUUUAUGGCUGAAAGAGAACAGGGUGGCGAUGAAGUCAGUGAGCAGGAACUACUGAACAAGCAACUUGUGGAAGCUACCGAGCAGAACAAUUUAAAAGAGAUAUGUCGUCUGUUGGAGGCAGGAGCAUCUCAGAAUGCUCGUCACGUCUCUGGAGAGACAGUGCUAAUGAUAGCAUGUAGGGAAGGGUUCGAGUCAGCAGUGAAGGAGCUUUUAAAACGACGAGCGGAUGUGAAUAUGUGUGAUGACUAUGGGUGGACACCUCUACUAGCUGCAAUGCAAAGUGGACAUAAUGAUAUUGCCGACAUGAUAAUACAAGCACCUGUCAAUUUCAAAAAUGAACACAAGCUGUACAAACAAAAUACAGAAGUCAUUGCGUUGGCUGAUGCCAGUUGGGAUCACAUCUCUAUGUAUCCUGAUGAGCUGGCAUUCCGACGAGGAGAUGUGAUUGCUAUCACCGACUGCAGCGAUGGAGAGUGGUGGAUUGGCUUUGUUGACAGUCCAAGUGGCCCUGUUGAUAGUCCAAGUGGCCCUGUUGAUAGUCCAAGUGGCCUGUUCCCACCUUCUUGUGUUCGGUUGCGAGUUGAUGAGGCCAAUGAGUUAAUGUCAAAUCGCCGUGUCACGUUCUCCAUACGUCAGAAACCAAAGUUGAGUCAAGAGCAAGUUCGAGCUAAAGUUAUAGAAGAAAUCUUGAGCACCGAAGAGGUGUACGUACGGCAUCUACGGGAUGUCACUGAGGGAUAUCUGAAGCGAUGCCGAGAGAAGUCAACUCUCUUUCCACCUCAAGUGUUACGUACUGUCUUCUCUAACAUCGAAGAAAUCUAUAGCUUUCACUGUAACUUCUUGACCUUGCUGAAGGAAUCUGUAGUGCAGGAAAAAGUUUACAACAGCUGCAUUGGUCACUGCUUUAUGGAAAAGACGGGUUGGUUUCAAAGAUAUUCAGAGUAUUGCAACAACCACCCUAAUGCUGUGUCUCAAAUGACAUUAUUACAAGCUGACACGCACUACAAACAUUUCUUUGAGGCCUGCCGCCUUCUGCAGGAAAUGGAUGAGAUCUCACUUGAAGGCUAUCUUCUCACCCCUGUUCAGAAGAUCUGCAAAUAUCCACUACAAUUGGCUGAGCUACAGAAGAACACAAGCUCAAGUCAUCCUGAUUACAAAAUGGUAGUUCAAGCUCAGAAGACCAUGGCCAGUGUUGCUGAAGGAAUUAAUGAACGUAAACGUCGGAAUGAAAGUCUACACAAGAUUGCCCAGUGGCAGGUGACGAUUGAAGAGUGGAAUGGAGAGGAUGUGAUCACAAGGAGUAGUGAGCUUAUUCACAGUGGAGAAAUAUACAAGAUAUCUAAAGGACAUUCGCAAGAACGUGUUUUCUUUCUAUUUGAUUUUCAACUUAUUUACUGCAAAAAGGAAUUGCUUGGAGGUGGUCUUCACUAUCGAGGUAGAUUAAAUAUGGAUGAAUGUAAUGUUGUUCCUCUACAAGACGGUGAAGUAACUCACAAUGUGUCUCCUGUGCUGAAUGCGUGGAAGAUGAACAAUGUGAAAAAAAACAAAUGGUAUGUUCUGUACACAAAGAGUCCUGAUAUGAAGAAGAAGUGGCUGCAGGCAUUCAAGGAUGAACGAGAACUAAUAACUAGGGAGAAAACUGAUGAUUUGAUGGUAACUGGAAAAAAACGGGAAGACAUUAUGAUUUCUGCUAGAACCAAGAAGCCUUCAUCAACAAAGCGAAAAGGCAAGGCUCGUGUUGCACGUAGUGGUGCAGACGUUCCACAAUCAUUAGGAUCUCCAAGGAGUUCGGCGGUAGUAUCACCAGACAAAUUUCCAGACUCUAAUGGUGGCAAAAAGCAGCGAAAUGGUAGCAAAGGCAAAUUAUUUGGCAGCAGAAAAUAAUGUUGGUGACGUGACCAUAAUUUUGAUACCUUCUCCUUGGACAAGCAAUGAAAUGCUGUAGAGAUAAAUUAGCAGUUGUCUUUGAAACUCUUUGAACUGGAUUAUUUCUUAUCAUUUCUAUAGUUUGUGUAAUUUAGACAUUUGGCAUAGGUUCGACUGUUGUAUGACUGCGAAAUUCAUGAAUGUCAUUUUGAUAUAAUUCGUAUGUACACUUCCAGUACUAAGA
Molecule: messenger RNA, 2215 nt
Organism: Corticium candelabrum
Lineage: Eukaryota; Metazoa; Porifera; Homoscleromorpha; Homosclerophorida; Plakinidae
Product: rho guanine nucleotide exchange factor 4-like
Exons: 14
Coding region: 109-1989 (626 amino acids)
Biological process (GO): intracellular signal transduction
Cellular component (GO): cytosol
Molecular function (GO): guanyl-nucleotide exchange factor activity; protein binding
Source: RefSeq, a predicted model, not a curated record